Molecule: messenger RNA, 1101 nt
Organism: Notechis scutatus (mainland tiger snake)
Lineage: Eukaryota; Metazoa; Chordata; Lepidosauria; Squamata; Elapidae
Source: RefSeq, a predicted model, not a curated record
CUUUUCUCCAUGUGUAAUAAUGCCCUGUGUUUGUAUUUGACCAGAUCUGUUUCAGAGGAUGAGACUCCUCUCAUUCUCAGUGAUGAAGAAAUGAACAAACUGGGAGCCAGGAUUGUAAAAGCAGAAUUGAUGGGAAACAAAGAUUUAGCUGCAAAACUUCAAUCUCAGCUUGAUAAGGCACACAUGCUAAAGGACAGUGGAGCACAAGCUAAAGCUAGAAAAACUGAUGAGAAAACUGGUUUUCAAGAAGACCAUGAAGCGAUCUUGGUCAGAACUGAUAAAUCUGGCAGAGCAUGGCCUGUUAAUAUUCCAGAAGAAACAUUGGAUCAUAUAGGCAGAAGGAGGAAGAAUCAAAUGAUACCUACUCAUGUGGAUAAGGAACGAAUCCGAUAUUUUCAAGAUGAUGAUAAUUUAGACCUGAAGGAUUUGAUCAGGAAUGAAAAGAUGAGUACAUCAGAGGAUCAAAAUAAGCUUUUCAUGAGAAUGGCAUCAAAGUUUUCAGACAAAACUGAUAGAGAUUAUUACACUCUGGAUGACAUGUUCGUUUCCAAAGCAGCAAAGAGGGAGGAAAGUGGAAAAGCGGAGGAAAGGGAAAGAAACCAAGCAAUCCGUGAGCAUCAACGACUUGCUGCCUGCAUGGAAAAAUGCCCUCAUUGCUUUGGUAGCUCUGAACUUCCUAAACACCUAAUCAUUGCAAUCGGUAACAAGGUGUACUUAUCCUUGCCGAGGUACCAGUCUCUUACUGAAGGUCAUUGCCUGAUCACUCCUAUGCAGCAUUACAUUGCUGCCACACUUCUAGAUGAAGACAUUUGGGAAGAAAUUCAGGUAUUCAGAAAAACUUUGGUAAAGAUGUUUGAAGCUGAAGAGUUGGAUUGUGUCUUUCUGGAGACAAAUUUAAGUAUAGGCAAACAAUACCACAUGGUGUACGAAUGUAUUCCUCUCCCAAAGGAAGUGGGGGAUAUGGCUCCCAUCUAUUUCAAGAAAGCUAUAAUGGAAUCAGACGAAGAGUGGGCCAUGAAUAAAAAACUAAUUAAUCUAGGCUCAAAAGAUGUUCGCAAAUCGGUAAGCAUUCCAAGCUCAUCACUUGUAAUGCAAAGCUGA